AUGUCGAUGAUGCAAUCCUUAGCAGUCUGGGAGAUGGAAAUGUCUGAGUAUGAGAGUAUAAGAAGGAGGAUAGUAGAGGAGAAUAAAAGAAAGAUGGAGGAACUUGGACUUAGACCGGUGGCUUAUGAGAAAAUGAAUUUGAAGAAACCGGCUAAGCAAGUAAAUAUCAACAAAACAUUAAGGCCUACUCAAGACUUUCAAAAUGAUGAUGAGCCUACACUUGGAAAAGGUGAUCAUUCAAAAAAAAUAUCCAAACAAGACAACACUCAAGGGUUUGGGACAAUACUAAAUUUGAGAUCUUGCUCAAAAAAGGUAAUUGCUAGCGAAAACGUGGAGCCUGAAAGGAUUGCAGACGAACAACAGUUGUCAAUGGCGACAAUGGCGAGCUUAAUAAAAUCACGUUCUCAAACUCGGAAAAGACUUUUGGAACAGAGUAAAGCGAAGAAUCAAUGUGAUGAGGGUGCAUUGAAAUUGAAACAACCUCUGACGAUCUCCGCACCACCUCUUCAAGAAGUGCCUCCGAAACAAGCCGAGGACAACUCUCACGGAAAGACCCAGGCUCUCAAUAAUGUCAACCAACCUGAGAGUUUACGGCACCAAGGUGUAAGAGUUGAAUUAUUUGAAGAUGAUAAUGGAUAUGAAAUCGGGAGUUCACAUAAGCAGCAACAUUCAAAUGUUUAUGCUGUUGAAGAAAACGAUGAUCCUAUAGUUGCAGAAACUAAUGAACAGAUUCUCAUGCAAGAUCGUCACAUUGACCAACCCGUGUUGGAGAAGAAAAGGCGAACGAGAGGACCAACUAUGUGCAAAGACGUUCAUGCAUGGACAUUAGAUGAACGUAGACCCAUAUUUUUCAAUGUCAAAGGUCAGCCAAUUGGUCCUGAUCAAGAAACUUUAACAAAGUUUAGUAUGUUUUUAGGGACUAUAUCUCGAGAUUCUACUCUUGCACCACUGAAUAAGGUUGACUGGCGCCAUGUUACCGGCAAGGAUAAGAUUUUUGAUUAUGUGAAGAAGAAAUUCAUCAUCCCAGAGGAGGCCAUGGAAUAUGUGUUAUCUUCGGUUGGAGAUCUUUGGCGUAGUCAUAAAUGUAGAAUAAAGAAGAAACACUACACCGGGUAUGAAAAUGACAAAGAAAGAUGGAUGAAUAGGCCAAAGUCGAUUUCAGAUUCACAUUUUAAAGAAUUGUUAGAAUAUUGGAAACUUGAUGAGGUUAAGCCCGACAACGAGCCAUCCUCAUCACUUCCGUUCAUCAUCCUCCAUCAUCAUCUUCACCUCACCGCUGCAAUUUCCGGCAACUUUCUGUUCGAGAGCAGACCACGAGCGAACCCCGACGUGAGCAACCUCCGCCUGCAAUUUUUCCGGUGA
This is a messenger RNA of Striga asiatica, 1362 nucleotides long. The record is from the annotation of a GenBank genome assembly. Lineage: Eukaryota; Viridiplantae; Streptophyta; Magnoliopsida; Lamiales; Orobanchaceae.